AACAAAAACCGUCAUCAUGAUAGGUUGAGAAAGCACUGCUGUUCCACGUCAGUGUGUUUACCAAGACAGACGGAUCCAAUAGGUGUUUUGUUUUCCUCUUAGUUAAGAUCGAAUUAAUAACUGCAUGGUAAAUGUAUGCAGUCAUGCAAUGAAAUGUCACCAAAGCGUACUUUUUCAGUCGGUUGUGGUGAAUUGAACGACUGGUCUUCUUCGGCUGCCAGCUUGCUAAGCUAGUUUCUCCCUUUCUGAGUGAGACUCCAUCUUUUGAGAAGCGGUCACACAAACAGAACUCAACAUGUUGGACAAAAGUAUCUACAUCAUCCAAGGGGAUAUCACUGCUGUUGUUGGGGCCAUCAAGAGGAACUCAAGAUGGAACACCCACACUCACUUGGAUGAAGAACAGGACCCCUUGUUGAACAGCUUUGGCCACUUGAAGGAAAUACUCAGUGGCAUAAAAGAGCUGUCAGACGUGGAACCCAAUGUCUUUUUAAGACCCUUUCUAGAGGUUGUGCGAUCUGAGGACACCACAGGACCAAUCACAGGUCUCGCCCUUACCUCUGUCAACAAGUUCCUGUCAUAUGGCCUAAUAGAUGCUAACAACGAAGGUGCAGCUGAGGCGAUCGAGAACAUGGCAGAUGCUGUAACACAUGCCAGGUUUGUCGGUACAGACCCUGGCAGCGAUGAAGUGGUCCUUAUGAAAAUUCUACAGGUCUUGAGGACACUGCUGCUGACCCCAGUUGGAGCCCAUCUGACCAAUGAAUCUGUUUGUGAGAUCAUGCAGUCCUGCUUCCGUAUCUGCUUUGAGAUGCGAUUAAGCGAGCUCUUGAGAAAGUCUGCUGAACAUACCCUGGUUGAUAUGGUGCAACUACUGUUCUCCAGAUUACCUCAAUUUAAGGAGGAGGCCAAGAGUUAUGCCGGUGCCAAUAUGAAGAAGUUGAAGAUGCGUGCAGGUGGAAUGAGUGAGUCGUCCAAGUGGAAAAAGCAGAAACGAUCACCACGAGCAACUCGCCACAUGGUCCGAAGUUCCUCCGGUCUGCUGGAGCUUCCUCAGUCCACAAACCUCAGUAACUCCAACAUAUCUGGUGGGGUUGCCUUCAUCGAGCAAGGCUGUUCAGUCCCAGCUUCAGACAGUGCUGGCUCGUCCAUCUCGAGUCCCACAGCUACAGACAGUGGCCUAGACUCCUGCUCCAAAACUACAUCUCGGGAAGACCUCUCUGAUCUGGACCAGUGCAGCUUGUCUACAAUUACCCCCAGUAAUGCUGACAUAGCACUCUGCACUGAAUCUGUUUCACCAAAUGCAAAGACUGAGUGUAGACCAGUUCAAUCAACAUCAGUAGAGUCCAUUCCAGAGGUUCUUGAGGAUAAAGACUCCAUUGCAGAAGCGUCAGAUAGCACCUCAGUCCAUGACAUGGACUACGUCAACCCCCAUGGUGUCCGUUUCACGCAGUCCACACAAAGAGAUGGAGCAUCUCUCAUCCCCUACGGUCUGCCAUGUCUAAGAGAGCUCUUCCGAUUUCUAAUCUCACUUACCAACCCUCAUGACCGCCACAACACUGACGCCAUGAUGCACAUGGGUCUGCAACUGCUAACUGUCGCACUGGAGUCUGCCCGCUUUGCCAAUUAUCAGUCAUUGCUAGGACUGGUCAAAGAUGAGCUUUGUCGGCAUCUUUUCCAGCUGCUGAAUGUUGACCGCAUGAACCUCUAUGCUUCAUCAAUACGAGUUUGCUUCUUGCUAUUUGAAAGCAUGAGAAUGCAUCUAAAAUUUCAACUCGAGAUGUAUUUGAAGAAACUGAUGGAUAUCAUCACAUCAGAGAAUAUGAAGAUGCCUUACGAGAUGAAAGAACUGGCUCUAGAGGCACUGGUUCAGCUGUGGCGAAUCCCCAGCUUUGUUACUGAGCUUUACAUCAACUAUGACUGUGACUUCUACUGCUCCAACCUCUUUGAAGAUCUCACGAAGCUACUGUCCAAGAAUGCAUUCCCGGUGUCAGGGCAGCUUUACACCACCCACCUCUUGUCACUCGAAGCUCUGUUGACUGUGAUUAACAGCACCGAGGCCCACUGCCAAGCCAAGGUGCUUGACAACACUUCUCGGCAAGAGCAGCAAGAUAAGCUGCCGACAGAAGAGGACAAAUCUCUGAAAAAUGGAACAGACGCUCCAACUGAUGUUGUUAAAGAAGGUGUUACCAAUGGUUUGACUUUUCCACAAGCUGGCAGUACUCCAGGCUGCCCACCAACCAGUGGACAUCUGAUGGCAGAGAAGAUGGCACUAGGUCGACAGGAUCAAGACAAUAACACCAUUGAGAAAAAAAAAAACCAAAAACCUCACAGGUUCUCCUCCUGUUCACCUGAUUCCCAAGAUUUGUUGGAUAUUAGAACAAAGAAAAAGCUGCUUAUCACAGGAACCGAGCAGUUCAAUCUGAAGCCAAAAAAAGGAAUUGAAUUCCUCCAGGAAAAAGGCCUUCUGAAUAAUCCACUGGACAACAACCAGGUGGCCCAGUGGCUUCGGGAAAACCCCCGAUUAGACAAAAAGAUGAUUGGGGAAUAUGUUAGUGAUCGGAAGAAUAUGGAGCUCCUGGACAGCUUUGUCAACACCUUUGCUUUUCAGGGACUUCGUAUUGAUGAGGCCCUGAGGCUUUACCUAGAGGCCUUCAGAUUACCUGGAGAAGCUCCCGUCAUCCAAAGGCUUUUGGAAACCUUCACAGACAACUGGCAUAAAGUGAAUGGCUCUCCCUUCAUGACCAAUGAUGCUGGAUUUGCUUUGGCCUACGCUGUUAUCAUGCUGAACACUGACCAGCAUAACCAUAAUGUCCGCAAGCAGAAUAUUCCUAUGACUAUCGAGCAAUUCAAGAAGAAUCUAAAAGGAGUGAAUGGAAACAAAGACUUUAAUCAGGACAUGUUGGAGGACAUCUAUAAUGCUAUCAAAAAUGAUGAGAUUGUGAUGCCUGACGAGCAGACUGGUUUAGUGAAGGAGAACUACGUGUGGAAUGUGCUGCUGCAUCGUGGUGCUACACCUGAGGGUGUGUUUCUUCACCUGCGACCUGGAAGCUAUGACCAUGAUUUAUUCACCAUGACCUGGGGGCCAACUAUCGCUGCCCUCUCCUAUGUUUUUGACAAGAGUCUGGAUGACAACAUCAUCCAGAAGGCAAUUACUGGCUUUAGGAAGUGUGCAAAGAUUGCGGCUCACUACGGAUUUAAUGACGUCUUCGACAAUUUGAUCAUCUCUCUGUGCAAGUUCACCACUCUAAGCAGUGAGUCAGUGGAAAACCUCCCCACUGUGUUUGGUAGCAACACGAAGGCGCAGACAGCAGCCAAGACGGUAUUUGAUCUUGCCCAUCAACAUGGCAACAUCCUGAGGGAAGGCUGGAAGAACAUCAUGGACUCCAUGCUGCAGCUGUUUCGGGCAGAGCUGCUACCCAAAGCCAUGGUGGAGGUAGAAGACUUCCUUGAGCCAAGCGGAAAGAUUUCUCUUCAAAGAGAGGAAACGCCUUCCAAUCGAGGGGAGUCAGCAGUAUUGAGUUUUGUCAACUGGUUGACGCUGAGUGGAGCUGAGCAGUCAGGACUCAGAGGACCAUCCAUGGAAAACCAGGAAGCCAAACAGGCUGCGAUCAACUGCAUCAAGCAAUGUGACCCAGAGAAGAUGAUCACAGAGAGCAAGUUCCUCCAACUGGAGUCUUUACAAGAACUAAUGAAGGCGUUGAUAUCAGUCACUCCUGAUGAAGAGACAUACAAUGAAGAAGAUGCUGCCUUCUGCUUAGAGAUGUUACUUCGUAUGGUGAUGGAGAACCGCGACCGUGUGUCAUGUGUGUGGCAGACAAUGCGUGAUCACCUCUGUCACCUCUGUGUACAUGCCAAUGAGAGCUGUUUCUUGGUGGAGAGAGCUGUGGUGGGACUCCUUCGACUUGCCAUCCGCUUGCUACGACGAGAAGAUAUCAGUUCCCAGGUGCUCCUCUCCCUGCGUCUCCUGCUUAUGAUGAAGCCGCAUGUUUUAUUCCGGGUCAGCAGGGAGGUGGCUUAUGGCCUUCACGAGCUGCUGAAGACCAAUGCAGCCAACAUCCACAGCACAGACCAUUGGUACACACUAUUCUCACUAAUAGAAUGCAUUGGUGCUGGAGUGCAACCACCUGCCGCGUUUCAGUUUACCUCUGCCAGCGCUGACAUGGAAACAGGUGCUCAGUCCGACAGUGAACUGCCAUCCCACCAACCGAGUCAAGUGAGUUUAGAUCGUGGGUACACGUCCGACUCAGAGGUUUACACAGAACACAGCAAGACACGAAUACCUCGCUCCACUACAGAUGUUGAUGUAGCAAGUAGUGGUUGGCUGGUGGUUGGAAAAGAUGACCUAGAAAGCAACAAAAGUCCACCAGUCAACUCCAAAUGUCAACUCAAUCACCCACUAGUUAAUCAGUACAGUCUGACACUGGGUCAGGACUUUGGUCAGCAUGACACAAAGUCUCUCAUCAAGUGCGUGGAAACGCUGUCGUUCAUUGUCCGUGACGCUGCUCAUAUCACACCCGACAACUUUGAGUUAUGUGUUCGAGCCAUCCGGGUAUUCGUGGAGGCCAGCCUCAAUGGAGGUUACCGUAACCAUGACAAGAAGAAAAACCACAAGUAUGACUCUGCUAAGUCCCGUUUGAGGAAAAAGGCUGGAGGCAAAGAGGAGGGCGGGAACGGCACAAGAAGAGGCGGAAGCCUGACUUCUAGCCACCGUCCAUCACGUUCCCGCAGUGAUGAUGAGGAAGAUGGUGUCCCGGCAGGUUACCACACGGUGUCAUUACAGGUUAGUCAGGAUCUGUUAGAUUUGAUGCACACUUUGCACACUCGGGCUGCCAGCAUUUACAGCUCUUGGGCAAAGGAACAGCAACAUUUGGAGGCUGCUGGUAAGAAGAUUGAAGCUGACUCACAGACCCUGUGGACAAGCUGCUGGUGCCCCCUGCUGCAAGGUAUUGCUUGGUUGUGCUGUGAUGCCAGACGACAGGUGCGCAUGCAGGCACUCACCUACCUUCAGAGGGCUCUGCUCGUUCACGAUCUGCAGACGCUAAAUGCUACGGAGUGGGAGUCCUGCUUCAAUAAGGUUCUUUUCCCACUGCUGACCAAGUUGCUGGACAACAUCAGUCCAGCUGAUGUUGGAGGAAUGGAAGAGACUAGAAUGAGAGCAUGCACCCUGCUGUCAAAGGUUUUCCUUCAGCACCUCCUACCUCUGUUGUCCCUGCCAACCUUUGCUGCCCUUUGGCUCACCAUCUUGGACUUCAUGGACAAGUACAUGCAUGCAGGAUCCAGUGACUUGUUGUUGGAGGCCAUCCCCGAGUCUCUGAAAAACAUGCUGCUGGUGAUGGACACAGCAGAGAUCUUCCACAGUGCAGAUUCCAAAACCAAAUACUCAGACCUGUGGGAAAUAACCUGGGAACGAAUUGACUGCUUCUUGCCUCACCUGAGAGAGGAACUUUUUAAACAAACUGUUUUACCAGAUCCAGCACCCAGUCCUACAUCAGAGGUUGUGCAGCCAAAUUCCUCAUCACAAGCAUCUACAAGUUCAACACUCCAACAAGAAGCAGCAUUGAUGUCUGCAAGUUGUGACUCACAAAGUAGCAGACCAGCUUCACCUCAAGAUAACCAAGCAGCCAAUGUUGCAGAGGCAUUGUCUCCUGUCCCCACAGCCAUGCUUCCUAUGCCUAUGCCUCGAGCAACACCUGAAGGCCAGGUCUCCUCACCUUUGAGCCAGUCUCCUCUCAUCAUCCAACCACUAGCCUCUCCUCUGCAGGUGGGGGUCCCGCCCAUGUCCCUGCCAAUCAUCCUCAAUCCCGCUCUCAUUGAGGCCACGUCUCCUGUACCGCUGCUCCCUGCUCCAAGACCGACAAGCCCUGCUGACCAAAUCCAGUAGUACCACUUCACUCAACACACAAUCUUCACUCUCGCAAAACAUUAUUGGUCCUCUGCACAUUGUACAAAGUCUAAUUAUUAAUGAGAUGUAUCAUUAGAUAUUACACUUACUAGCUUUGUCAGACACAAUACAUAGCUAAGAUAAUACCUUAGUAUAUAUUGAGCUACAUUUGGUUAUUUUUAGCAUCUUUAAUGUAUAAUAUGUAUCAAGGUAUUCACCAUACUUAAAUUUUUAUUUGAAGUCUGUAAGAAGUUCAACACAUUUGUUGAUGUUGGAGUGUUUAGCAGCGUGUGUGCUUUUGACUAGCAGGACUCACAAAUCAGGUUGAACGUGCUACUUCCUCCAUAAAGUCUACUUUUAAAUCAGUUGAUAGUCAUGAUGCUGCUUCACCUGUCGUCUUUGCGCAUGAAAAUGUUGAGAUUCCAUGAAGGGACAGUUAGUAACUUGCAUACUUAAAAGGUUUUCAGUAGCUCCUUUAGCUUUACAGCUUGGCAUCAACACAAACACACGCAUUGCAGCCAAGUGCAUUGCGAUCGCUUCUCCCCACUUACAUGUAUCAAACUUUCAUAGUAGAAAAACUUCAAAAUAAUUCACAAGUCAUAAUAAUGACAUUUAAUGCAUGCAAUCGCUCCUCUACACAUACAUUUUGCUAACUUUCAUAAUAGAGCAACUGCAAAAUAUUUCACAAAUCAAAAUAAUGACAUUUAAUGCAUGCCAUUGCUCCUCUUCCCUUACAUUUCGCUAACUUUCAUUAUAGAAAAAGUCUAAAAUAAUCCCCAGUCAAAAUAAAGAUAUUUAACAAAUGUGAUCACUACUCCCCAUUUCGAUUUCACAAACUAUUAAAAUAGAAUAAGUCCUAAAAAUUCCAAAAAGUCCAAAUGAAGAAAUGAAUGUGAUACCUCCUCCACAUGCAAUUUAGAUACAAAGUAAAUGUGAGCAGGCAGAAACAAGGUAUGUAAAUAAGAUAAUUAAGAUAAAAAAAUAGUUGAAUAAAAUAAUUCAUGUUUUAUUAAUUACUCGUGGUGCUAUGUAACAAAUUAAGAAUAAUAAUAAUACUUUAACAAUGGUGCAAACAAUGUUUGUGCAGCAUUGCCAUACAAGAUAAUAGGUUGAUGGUCUUACUCACAAAAAAAAUAAAGACCUUUUUCUUUGUUUUUUGUUGGGUCUUCCAAGAAAAGAUCACACCCUUGCAGGAGUUGUCGUUCUUUAAAACAUUCCACUUUGCAGAUAAAGUGCAGGAGUGAUAUUUUGAUUAUUAUAUUGUAUAUGUUGCAACACAAACACUUUCCCUGUUCAAGUGCAAAUUGUAUGGUGGAUAAGAUGGAGUUAUAUGAAAUGUGCUUCACAUUCAUAUUUAUAUGACACAUAACUAUUUCAUGUCAACUGAUUUGCAAAUUGACUUAACGUUACGUUGUGUAUAAGUAUGACAAUUUUUGUCUGGCGCAUCCUGAGUUGUUUGAUGUUAUUUAUUGAGGAAGAAGUCAUGGCCUACGUCUCCAUGACAACACAAACCGCUAAAGAGAUUAAACUUUUAUUAUGUUUAUUUUCUUGUUCAAAACUUGCUAUGGAGAUCAUGUUUGCUUUAUUCAAAAAUGUAUUGUGUACAUAAUAUAUACAUGACAGGUGAUGUACUUUUUACAGUGUAAUAAAAUCAUGUGACAAA
Nerophis ophidion (straightnose pipefish) is the source of this 7541-nucleotide messenger RNA. RefSeq names its product golgi brefeldin A resistant guanine nucleotide exchange factor 1 (gene gbf1). The transcript has 40 exons. Lineage: Eukaryota; Metazoa; Chordata; Actinopteri; Syngnathiformes; Syngnathidae. The record is from RefSeq and is a predicted model, not a curated record. Bases 296 to 5878 code for a protein of 1860 amino acids. Gene Ontology annotation, molecular function: guanyl-nucleotide exchange factor activity. Gene Ontology annotation, biological process: regulation of ARF protein signal transduction.